Messenger RNA from Salvia miltiorrhiza (redroot sage), 1164 nucleotides. RefSeq lists its product as uncharacterized. The record is from RefSeq and is a predicted model, not a curated record. NCBI's taxonomy places the organism in Eukaryota, Viridiplantae, Streptophyta, Magnoliopsida, Lamiales, Lamiaceae. The coding region runs from base 1 to 1164 and encodes 387 amino acids. The transcript has a single exon.
AUGGCAAAAACCAAAGGAGGAACUGGCUCCGGAAGCACCCAACCCCGGAAGAAGAAAAGCACCAAACCCCCACCUCCAAAGCGGACCACGAGGCGAACCGCUUCGGAGGAAACCUCCACCAAGGUCACUGAAGACCCUCUACUGACUAUUCAGCCCGAGGACAGAGGGCGUGCCGAAGUCCUUCAACAAGAGGAACGGGAAGUAGCAAGAACAGCCGCCGAGUCAAAACAACCGGAAGAAGGGGAGCCCGAGCUCACCCUUCCUGUGAAGAAAUCAAAGAAGGCCCAGGCGGGCAAAGCAACUCCGGCGCGAUCCAUUGUCGCACCAUCACCUGUUCAAGCCCAACCUCAAUCGCAAAUUCCUGAAACCUCCAUGCAGGAUGGGAGAACAGCUUCCGAGGAUACGGAAGAAGAAGAAGUUCAAGAGAAGGCGGAGGAGGAGAAGGGGGAAGAAGAGAAGGUGGACGAGGAGGAGGCUGAUGAAGGAGAGGAAGUUGAGGCCGUUCAAGAGAAGGAGGUAGAGGUCCCGACACCACAGAACAAGAGACCCGGAGUGAAAAGGAAGCUUGAUGUUGCAAAGCCCCCACUGCCAGUUAAGGCCAGACUAGCACCGGCAGGCAGUAAGACCAGAACCAAAGGCGAACAGAGUAAGAAACAAAGGAAGCCCACUACAGCCGAAAAGGGAAAGGCCAAGGAGAUGGAAGAGCCGAUGGAGGUAGACCCAGAAAGAACCGAGAUGGUGGAAAGCUCCAACUCAGAGGAUGUGGUUGCCCCUGCUAAGCCGGUGACGAGCACAAUCACUUCAAAACCCAAGGGUGUCAAGCGCAAGGGGGUGGUGCGACCCAGCACUAUGGAGACGGUCAUACCGAGGGACAGUCAGAGGUAUGCUGUUUUGCAGAACCGGGAAAUAACCCCUUGGUAUUUUCUGGUUACUGAAGUGUUGGAUGAUUUCGGGAUAAAAGAACGUGUGGAGGGAUAUUUUAAGAACAUUGGUUGGGGGAAGAUUCUGAAAUGGAACGUAUUGGCAUUCAAGGAGUUCAUGAGCACGGUGGAGUUCAAACCAAAGGGAAAUUACUCGAAUGAAACACCAGGUACCCUGCGUUUCCAAUUGCGGGGGAAGAUGUUCCCACUUUCCAUCAAUGACUUGAACAUCCACCUGGAGUGA